This is a messenger RNA of Entamoeba dispar SAW760, 1710 nucleotides long. RefSeq names its product myosin light chain kinase, putative. Gene Ontology annotation, molecular function: ATP binding; protein serine/threonine kinase activity. NCBI's taxonomy places the organism in Eukaryota, Evosea, Mastigamoebida, Endamoebidae. The transcript has a single exon. Gene Ontology annotation, cellular component: autophagosome; cytoplasm. Bases 1 to 1710 code for a protein of 569 amino acids. Gene Ontology annotation, biological process: autophagosome organization; protein autophosphorylation; peptidyl-serine phosphorylation. The record is from RefSeq and is a predicted model, not a curated record.
AUGGAACGAGAAGAAAAAUUAAAAAAGGAAAUCAAAAAGAGACUUUCUAAAACAACAUAUAAAAUUCAAGGAUAUUGGGAUGAAUUAGAAAUGGCUAAAGUAAUAAGUGUGUUAGAAACUGUUGAUUCACCUUUUUUAAUUAAUUAUCGUAAUUUUGUAUAUUCUCUAGAUUCAGAACCAUCAAGUCAAGAUAAAAUACCAUUUUUAAAGAAAAAAGUAAUGAGAAAAGGAGAGUUAACAUUUGAAUCAGACCCAAUGCCAUAUACUCUAAUGGAUUUAAUUAAUGAUGAAAAAAACAAAAAGUUAAGUGUAGAUAAAGCAAUGACAAUUAUUGCUCAAAUAUGGCUUGCUUUAAAUUCAUUACGAAAUAUUUCUAAUUAUAUUCAUGUCUUCUCUUUACAUCCAUCAAAUAUUAUUUUAACAGUUAUUCCAGAAAGCAAUCCACCUAUGUUUCAAGUUCAACUUACUCAAUACAUUCCAUUUAUCUUUAAAUCAAUUCUUACUCUUGAAGAAAAAGAAUAUAUUUCUCCUCAACAAUUAUAUUAUAUUGAAAAAGAAACAUCAAAAAUAGAUUCUCAUUGUGAAAUGUAUACAUUUGCUGCUUUAAUUUGUAAAAUAUUUACAAAUAAACUUCCUUAUAACCCUUCAUUAAAUAUUCAACAAUUAAUGAUGUCUUAUAGAAAUAUUAAUAAAGUUAUUCAAAUACCACAAAUAAAUGAAUACCCUGAAGUUAAAACGUUAGUAGAACAUUUACUAUUAAAAAAUUCUAAUUGGGGAUAUACAUAUACUGAUCCUUUUCUUAUUCAAGCAAGAAAAUGUACAUUUAAUGAAUUAAGAAGUAAAGCAGAAGACUAUAGUUUAAUUGAUGAAAUUGGUUCAGGAGCCUCUGCUUUUGUUUAUCAAGCAAUUCAAAAAACAAGAAGAGGAGAAAGAGUUGUGGCAUUAAAAGAAUUAAAAGUUGAUAAAGAAAUGUUAGAAUUUAUUCAAAAUGAAGUUGAAAUUAUGAAAUUAUGUAAACACCCCAAUAUAGUCGAGUUAUAUGAUAAUUUUAUUAAUGAUAAGAGUAGUCUUUUUAAUAGGAAUGAUAAAGGUAAAUUUGCUGAAAUUGUAAUGGAAUUUUGUGAUGGAGGAACGUUAAAAUCUUUUAAAGAAAAUGAAUAUCCUUUUGAUCCAUUUCCAGAGAAUAUGAUAUCACAUACAUUAGUUGGAAUAUUAAAGGGUUUAUGCUAUCUUCAUAAGGAACAUAACAUUAUUCAUCGUGAUUUAAAACCAGAAAAUGUUUUAUUAAAAGUUGAUCCAAAUAAUAGACAUUUACCACUUGUUAAAAUAGCAGAUUUUGGUCUUUCUAGAGUUCUUGAUAAACAAGAAAUGACAACGAGUUAUGUUGGAACACCUGUUUUUAUGGCACCUGAAGUCUAUUUAAGACAAUCAUAUAAUUAUAAAUGUGAUAUUUGGUCAUUAGGAGCAAUGUAUUAUUAUUUAAGAACGGGGAUGUUUCCUCUUGGUGAUUCAAGAUCACGUUUUGAAAAUAAUUUAAAGAAGAAAAGUCCUCCUUCUUAUCAAGAAGUUUUUUGGGGAACAAUUCCUCAUAUCAAAGAUUUUAUUUCUCAUUUAAUAGUAUUUGAUACAACUAAAAGAUAUGGCUGGUCUGCAAUUCACAAACACCCUUAUAUUAAGACAUUAUUUGGAGAAGGGAACCAAUUUUAUUAA